This is a messenger RNA of Labrus bergylta (ballan wrasse), 1039 nucleotides long. RefSeq names its product dickkopf WNT signaling pathway inhibitor 3b (gene dkk3b). The record is from RefSeq and is a predicted model, not a curated record. Lineage: Eukaryota; Metazoa; Chordata; Actinopteri; Labriformes; Labridae. Gene Ontology annotation, molecular function: receptor antagonist activity; co-receptor binding. Gene Ontology annotation, biological process: negative regulation of canonical Wnt signaling pathway; multicellular organism development. Gene Ontology annotation, cellular component: extracellular region.
GCGGCUGUGCGCCCUCCGUGCGUCACACUCCUCUGCUGCUCAGUGUGCAGGGCAGACAGCAGCGUCUAGGAGAAAGGAAGAGAGAGGAAAGAUGUCCGGUAUCAUGUUUCUGUCGGUGUCUCUGAGCUUAAGCUUGUUGUGGGUGACCGGAGGCUCGGCGCGGAGCGGGACUGUGAUCCUGCGGGACGCACUGGAGGGGAACCCGGUCAGUCUCAACGACAUGUUCCGAGAGGUGGAGGAGCUGAUGGAGGACACUCAACACAUACUGGAGGAGGCUGUGGACCAGAUAACUACUGAGAGUGCAAAAUCCUCUCUAACAUCGCUGGAUCUGAUUCCUAACUUCCACAAUCAGACAAGCAGGACCACAAAGGAUGGAGACGGAGUGGUUCAGGUCCUCGAUAGAGUUGAUAAGGAAACUAAUAAUGAAACAGGAGAGAGUCAUCUUUCACACACUCACAUAGAGCUGUCUGGCCAGUGGAACUCAGUGGAUCACGAAUGCAUGGUGGACGAGGACUGUGGUGAUCUGAAAUACUGCCUGUAUGAGAUAAAGGACUCCAAGUGCCUCCCCUGCAUACCAACAGAUAUGCCCUGCACUAAAGAUGAGGAGUGUUGCUCGGAGCAGAUGUGUGUGUGGGGUCAGUGUACGGUCAAUGCCACCCAAGGAACAGAGGGAACUAUCUGUCAGGGUCAGAGUGACUGCAGGCCAGACCUCUGCUGUGCCUUUCAAAGAGAGCUUUUGUUUCCAGUGUGUAAUCCCAAACCACAGAAAGGGGAACCCUGUCUGAGCAACCCCAACCUGCUGAUGGACAUGCUGGCCUGGGACCAGGAAGGUCCGAGUGACCACUGCCCCUGUGCCGACAAUCUCCAGUGCCAACCUCACAGACGUGGAUCUGUCUGUGGAGAGUAGUACUGGAGAUGGAGAGGCGCAUGAGGAAGUUAUACAUAACCCUGAUCAUGAACUGCACUAACAUCCUUACUGUGCAUUAACCAAAGAGCAGCCCUCCUGCUGAGCAUCAGUUUAUUAAAGAACAAAAUGUUG